Callithrix jacchus (white-tufted-ear marmoset) is the source of this 1476-nucleotide messenger RNA. RefSeq names its product solute carrier family 38 member 8-like. Lineage: Eukaryota; Metazoa; Chordata; Mammalia; Primates; Cebidae. The record is from RefSeq and is a predicted model, not a curated record. Gene Ontology annotation, cellular component: membrane. Gene Ontology annotation, biological process: amino acid transmembrane transport. Gene Ontology annotation, molecular function: L-amino acid transmembrane transporter activity.
GGCUGUGCUCUCAGGAGCAGAGGUGUGCGCACAGGUAAGGGUCUGCGUGCCAUCUGCUGGCAUGGGGGUACCCACACUCACGGGGCAGGCCAGGGCCUCGCUAGGCAGACCCCCAAGGGGCGCUCCUCCGACUGCUUCCUCAGAGUUCACACCAGGAGGCCAAGUGGCCACUGCUGUGGGCGCAGAGACCCCACCAGGCCUGCAUUCCUGCUCGGCUCUGUGCAGAGGCUCCACUCUGUGUUGGGACUCUGUCCUGGGAUGGUCUCCUAGGGGCUCAGAGGUGGGUGUCGUUCUCUUGUCUAAGGAAUAAGAACGAACAUUUUCCUCCAAGGCUUGCUCAGGGCUGCCAGACAGUUUUCCUGGAGACACCAUUUGGUUUUCAGAACUUCCUGGGUUCUGGGAAGAGCUUGAGCAGUCCAGGUCAGCCAGGGCGCCCGGGCCAGGUUCACCGGCGCUGCCACCCCCAAAGGCUGGGCCUGCAUCCCCCAGGGGUUUGGUGUCAGCCUCCACUGGUUUCCACCUCUGCUGCCUUUCGCCAUGGCAGGACAGACCCCAGAAAGCAGAGGUCUUCCAGAAAAGCCGGACCCUGCCUCGACCGCUGCCACUCUGUCCUCCAUGGGUGCUGUCUUCAUCCUCUUGAAGUCUGCGCUGGGAGCUGGCCUGCUCAACUUUCCCUGGGCCUUCUCCAAAGCUGGUGGAGUGGUCCCUGCCUUGCUGGUGGAGCUGGUGUCCUUGGUCUUCCUGGUCAGUGGGCUGGUCAUCCUGGGCUAUGCUGCUGCUGUCAGUGGCCAGGCCACCUACCAGGGUGUGGUUAGGGGACUGUGUGGCCCCGCCAUUGGGAAGCUGUGUGAGGCCUGCUUCCUCAUCAACCUGCUCGUGAUCUCUGUGGCCUUCCUCAGGGUGAUCGGGGACCAGCUGGAGAAGCUGUGUGACUCCCUCCUGUCUGGCACACCUCCUGCUCCACGGCCCUGGUACGCAGACCAGCGCUUUACCCUGCCCCUGCUCUCCACGCUGGUCAUCCUGCCCCUGUCCACCCCACGGGAGAUCGCCUUCCAGAAAUACACAAGCAUCCUAGGUACGCUGGCCGCCUGUUACCUGGCCCUCGUCAUCACAGUGCAGUACUACCUCUGGCCCCAGGGCCUCAUGCGUGAGCCCGGUCCUUCACUGAGCCCUGCCUCCUGGACCUCUGUGUUCAGCGUCUUCCCCACCAUCUGCUUCGGGUUUCAGUGUCACGAAGCCGCGGUCUCCAUCUACUGUAGCAUGCGUAAGCGGAGCCUCUCGCACUGGGCCCUGGUCUCCCUGCUGUCCUUGCUGGGCUGCUGCCUCAUCUAUUCACUGACCGGUCAUAUAGUGCAUUGGAGGCACAGAACCCGGGUCCCAGGCACGGCUGGCUCUGGCUGGCCACUUGACUCCAGUCUUUUUUUCAUUCACCAUCGGAACCUCCAUCCAGUUCAGGAAGCCCUUGGGCUACAGUGA